Rhododendron vialii is the source of this 2654-nucleotide messenger RNA. Its product is annotated as BAHD acyltransferase DCR. NCBI's taxonomy places the organism in Eukaryota, Viridiplantae, Streptophyta, Magnoliopsida, Ericales, Ericaceae. The transcript is spliced from 2 exons. The coding region runs from base 909 to 2267 and encodes 452 amino acids. The record is from RefSeq and is a predicted model, not a curated record.
UUUCUCCAUCUUCCUCAAAAUCUCUCAACUCUCACUCUCACUCUCACUUUCACGGUCUCACCUCACCUCAACUCUGAAGUCUCUCACCUGAACAGGGGCCUCAAGUCUUGAAAUUUUGAAGCACCCAAUGGAAUAACGCAGAUCAGCAAGUACUGAAAAGAUGAAUGGUGGUUUCAUGUUUUUUCAUUUUUGGUAUAGGAAAACCGAAAAAAUGAAUGGUGGUCCCAAUACAAUUCUAGCCUGCCCGCCAGCCCGCCAAGUGGGUUACCCGUGGGCUGAGCCUGGGCUUCAAUUUUCAGGUACAUAGUUCGGCACGCAAAAAAAAAGAAGCCCACUCGGCCCAGCCCGUGGACGGGCUUGGUUAGUGAUUUGGCGGCCCGACCUGGCCCGAUGAUGACCCUUACUAGAUACUUCCUCUGUCCCUUUUUAAGUCCUGCUUUAUAAUUCCAACUUAUUAAAAAGACAUCAUCAUUAUACCUUUCACAUUAAUUUUUUCUUUCGCUUUCCCUAUUUACCCAUCAUCAUUAUACUUUUACUCACUAAUUUUUCAAAAUGGAAUAUAUUUUUAGAGACUAAAUAGAUAAUGCAUCAACUUUUACGCAUUAAUUUUACAAAAUGAACACUUAUUAAGAGACAAUCCCAAAUAGAAUACUGAACUCUAAAUAAGAGAUGAGGGAGUACAUAUCAAGAAUGCAACGGUUUGAUAUCAAGACAAUAUAGAAAGUCCAUUGGCAACUACCCAGGAAUGUCCCCUUAACCCCCCUUCCCCCCAGGUGCAUGAAUCUAACUCACACCCCAUCUAUAUAAACCCCACAACACUCACAUCCCCUGACUCAAAACACACCCAUUUCAUCUCUUGUAUUAGUUCAAAAAAAAAAAAAACACCACUAAAUCAUCAGAAAAAAAAGAUGCCUUCUUCUUCGGUAUCCAUAAUCUCCAAAUGCACAAUUUCCCCAGACCACAAAUCCCCAAUCAAGAAAACCCUUAAACUCUCUGUCUCUGACCUCCCCAUGCUCUCCUGCCAAUACAUCCAAAAGGGCGUUUUGCUCUCACGCCCAUCGCUCCCUAUCGAUUCCCUCAUCUCCUUCCUCAAACUCUCUCUAUCCACAACCCUCUCUCACUUCCCCGCCCUCGCCGGCCGCCUCACCACCGACCCCGCCAGCCACGUCUACAUAACCUGUGAUGGCUCCGGCGUCGAAUUUAUCCAGGCUAGAGCGAAACACCUGUUUAUCGACGACAUUUUAAGCCCUCUCGAUGUUCCCGUUUGCUUCCGAGAGUUCUUUGCGUUCGACAAUACUCUCAGCUAUUCCGGCCACUACAAGCCCUUGGCUGCCGUGCAGAUAACCGAGAUCGGCGACGGAAUCUUCAUCGGCCUGGCCGUCAACCACGCCGUCACCGACGGCACCUCCUUCUGGAACUUCUUCAACACCUUCGCCGAGAUCACCAAAGGCGCCACCAAAACCAUCUCCAAGCCGCCAAGCUUCCGCCGCGACACCGUCUUCGACUCCCCCGCCGUCCUCCGCUUCCCCAAGGGCGGCCCGUCGGCCACAUUCUCCGGCGACGAGCCGCUGCGCGAGCGCAUCUUCCACUUCACCAGAGAAUCCAUCCUCAAACUCAAACUCAAAGCCAACCAAGACCUAAUCGCAAACGGCGUCACCAACGGAAAGGUAACGGAGUUAUUCAAAACCGGAAAGAUCAAUCCAACAGCCGAGAUCUCAUCAUUCCAAUCCCUCUGCGCUCAGCUAUGGCGGUCAGUCACGCGCGCGAGGAAUGUAGAGAAGGGUAAAGCGACGACUUUUCGAAUGGCGGUUAACUGUCGCCAUCGGCUGGAGCCUCGGCUGGAGCCGCUGUACUUCGGCAACGCGAUCCAGAGCAUCCCGACCGUUGCUUUGGCGGGAGAUGUUUUGUCUAACGAUUUGCACUGGAGCGCGGAUCUGCUGCACCAGAACGUGGUGGCGCACGACGACGCUACGGUGCGCCGCGGGGUGGAGGACUGGGAGAGUAACCCUAGGUUGUUUCCGCUGGGGAAUUCCGACGGUGCGUCGAUCACGAUGGGGAGUUCUCCGAGGUUCCCGAUGUAUGAUAAUGAUUUCGGAUGGGGCCGGCCGGUGGCGGUGAGGAGUGGGAAGGCGAAUAAGUUCGAUGGGAAGAUAUCGGCGUUUCCGGGGUGGGAGGGAGGUGGGAGCGUAGAUUUGGAGGUGGUUUUGGCGCCGGCGACUAUGGCGGGGGUAGAGAGGGAUGCGGAGUUUAUGCAGUACGUGUCUUGAAUUGGUGACGUGGAGUGGUAAGGGGAUCGGGUCCUCUCCAGUUUGGAUUUUGGACUAAAGAAAACUGUCCAAAUCUGAAUUGUGCAUUAAAAAAUUCAAUGAUUUUGAUCUGUUCAAAAACUCUUUGCGUAGAGAUUUCAAUUCUUCCGGUAAAGAGUCUCUUAACAAAAUCAAAUCAUAAAUUCCAAUAUUGAAUGGUUCAGAUUGCGACUGUCGCUUCAAAAUCAAAACAUAAAUUAGAGAGAAUGUGUUCCCGUGGCAAGAGCAGAGUGGUGAUGUGGAUAAGUCAAGGUGAAAAUUUUAACUGUCUGUAACUGUUUUUUUUGUGUGUAAUUUUAACUGUGGGAUUGAAUACUAAUUUUCUCUCGAGACGAGAUUUUUGUGCAA